AUGUCAGCAUUGAAGAUCCCACUUUUUAAAAUGAAGGACCUGAUACUGAUCCUAUGCCUCCUGGAAAUGAGUUCUGCAAUGUUUCCUCAGCAAGCUAGGGCACCAGGCAUAGCUAGUUAGAGCCUGGAGGCAAUAAGACAGUUGGGAAGUUAACAGAGAUUAAACAUGCUUUCUCAAUAUCCAAGACUUGGCUUGGGGAAAUCAUUUAAUUCUUUGUGGACGUGUGAUCUGCUCCCAUCACGCUCCUGUUUCCCAUGGAUGAGAUGGAGCAAACAUGAAACUCAACAGUAUAAAUAUUCUUUGCCCGUGCAUCCUGCACCUCUCCCAUCUCAACCAUCCUUGCAGCUUCAACAGCCAACACAGGAACCUUUCAUCCAGCCCCCGAUUGUAAGCAGCAACCAGGAUGCACCACAGAAGGGAGGACCUCAGCCUCCAGUUAACCAGGGACAGCAGUCCUUGCAGAAAGCUGAAAAGUCAGUGAUUCAACAGCAGGUGGCACCAGGAGAUAAGCUACCAAAGGCCAAAAUACUUUUCUCUGGAAUAUUCCCAGUAGCCCAUUUGAUAUCUCAGGGACCAAUUCCACAAAAUAAACCAUCUUCACUUUUCCCAGGAAUGUUUUACAUGUCCUUUGGAGCAAAUCAAUUGAAUGCUGCUGCCAGACUUGGCAUCAUGAGCUCAGAAGAAAUGGCAGGAGGCCCCAUGGCCUAUGGAGCUGUGUUUUCAGGAUUUGGAGGCAUGAGGCCCAGCUUUGGAGGGAUGCCCCCAAAUCCAGCCAUGGGCGGGGACUUUACUCUGGAAUUUGACCCCUCCAUCCCAGAGAAGGGAGAGGGAGGUGCACAAGGCUCCCCAAUGCCAGAGGCCAACCCAGCCAGUCUGCAAAACCCAGCUCACCUUCCAGAGGGAGCAACCAGUUUCCUAGGAGGGCUUCUUGUUCUCCCUAAGGGCAAGGUUCCUGCCAGCAGAGGACCUGCAGCACAGAGUGGCAGACACCUCAGGGUCACUUCAGCCGCUGCGGCCCCCCAGAUGACACCUGGAUUCACUGAUACUUCUGAGACCUUCAGUGCUGACAUGACCACACCCCAGGAUUUCCAGGAAGAAACAACCAGAUCAGAUACCACAAUGAUCCCAGACAUUGAGUAAACAAUGAUGCCAGCAAACAAGGUCCAGCAACCCCAGAUAAUGCAUGACGUGUGACAUUUCCAGGAGCCUUGAGCUACCAGCUGCUUUCUGUGUACACAAGCUCCCCAAUUUUGUCCCCAUAGCAUACCUUUUUGCUGAAACACUUAUUACCUUUCUGCAGCAAAGGUGUUAAAAGCACUAAACCUAUA
Manis javanica (Malayan pangolin) is the source of this 1328-nucleotide messenger RNA. NCBI's taxonomy places the organism in Eukaryota, Metazoa, Chordata, Mammalia, Pholidota, Manidae. The record is from RefSeq and is a predicted model, not a curated record.